UCUGGUCCCCCCCCCCAGCCUCUACAAAGCAAUGGCUGCCUGCGCGCGUCUAGGCCCGGUGUGGUAGGCCUCCGCUUCACUUGGGCUGCGCGGCGGAGGUGCCGUUUCGUGUGGUUCCGAGUCGUCAGGAUGCCGCAGAAACCCGGGGAGGAGGACGAGGAGAGAGGGGCAGGAGAGGCUUUGGGGCGCCUGCGCUCGGUGAACACUCGGGAACCUUGCCAGGUCAUUUUCUGUAACCGCAGCCCCCGCCUGGUGAGCCCCGUCUGGCUGGACUUCGAGGGGAAGCCGCGCUCCUACCCGAGCUUGAAGCCCGGCACGGGCCGACGGAUGCACAGCUACCUGGAACAUCUUUGGCUGUUCAGAGAUGCUGGGACAGAUGAUAGUCUUCUUGUCAACCAAGCAGAGCUGUUUGUGGCUACCCGCAAUAUGAAUGGGCAGCCUGUAUUUGCAAAUAUUACACUACCAGUGUACACUCUGAAGGAAAGAUGUCUCCAAGUUGUCCGUGCUUUAGUAAAACCAGUGGACUACAGGAAAUUAGACAUUGUUCGGUCACUAUAUGAAGAUUUAGAAGAUCAUCCAGAUAUUAGGAAGGAUCUUCAGCGGCUUUCUCUGGAAACGAAUGAUAGGCUAAGGAAUAGAGUUGAAGGGUCAUCAGUGGAAAACUACUCUUACUAAUAAAUUGUUGGGUAUAAGAAACAUUUACUGCUGUAUGAACUGAAAAGGCAUUAACAUUCCAUAGUGUUUUAGGAAGCAGACAUUGCUUUGGUUUAGAACUUGUAACUUCAUAACUUAGAGACAAAGCCAUGGGACAAUGAGGCAAAGUGGUAGAAUGCUGCAGCUGAAAAUACUCGACGACAUCCUGUCCUGGGAAAACCUAUACAAAUUGUAUUUUACAUUAGACCAAAUACAAACACCUAGGUCAUUUGAUAGAUUAGAUUGGCAAAAGCCAUUUUAUGUGAUUUUCCACUUAUUUAAAGUAUCAUUUUAUUAUAUGUGUUUAGAAAACACCCUGUAUGUGUGGUCUUUGGAAUUUGAGCAACUUUAAUUUAAUUAUACCAAAUGAUAAAUUAUCCUUAAACUGCAACUUGGUCUCUCCAUUCCCCCCCAAAAAUAAUUCAGAUUAAAUACUGUAAAUUAGAACUCUCUGGAUUUACUUUUUCUUGUGCCAGUGGUUUCCUACAGGUCAUUAUUUCCCAUGGUGUAACAAUAUACUCCGAGUAUGCAGGAACUGCACUCUCUCACACAUUUGCCCUAUGUUUGUCUAUGCUGUUACGGGAAUUUUGGUGUGAUGGGAGCUGCUACUGUUCCCACUUCAGCUAAAGAAAGAGCCUGGCAGCUCUGUGGUGCAGGCAAAGUUUUUUUUCCUCAGAUCACAAUUUCACCCUCAUUCAAAGCUUGCUAUUGCAUUGAAGGUGAAUUUUUAAGUAUGAAAAGAAUAUGCUGUCUCUCUUAGAGGUUCCAAUAAAUAACCCAUCAAAUUCAUUAUUUGCUACUCUUUUUUAACACCCCCCAAGCUAUAUACUGUAUUGCCUUCUUUAAAAUUAUCUGCAAAAUUUUGAGGCAACAGUUAUGAAGCUGACUACUUUAGAACAUAUUUUUGUUUUGAGCUACACAGAUGAUCAGUGGGACACUAUUUUCCUAUUUUCCAAUAUCCUGUGUUUGCAACUAUUACAAUUUUUUGGUUGUUGGGUGUCAACCCAACAUUUUUACCAGUUGAUCUUGUACAGUUAUUUCCAAGUAUCUUAACAGGACUACUGUGAAAUGAACUUGUUGAAGACAUUGCAGUGUACUGAAUGUGUUGUAAAUUGUUACCUUUUGUAAAGUCACUGGUUUGUGAUGUAGGUGUGUACUAACUUUUUUGUAUACUUUGUAAAUUUCUUUCUAAAAAGAUAGAAGGAUUUCUGUAUAUAUGAUAAAUCUGUACUUUUGAUGUUGCCAGACAAAUAUGUGCACACAAGAGGAGGGAAGAGACAAGGUUUACCCCUCACAGAGAUACAGUUCCCAGCAUCCUUAACAGACCUACGGUUCCUGGGAUUCCUUGGGGGCUUCUGUCUGUUCUUCCAGGUCUAAAGGAAGAAUCAAAAAUAGCAAAAUGAAGAAGAAAGUCUGUGAAUAUGAAUUCCAUGCAAGAUAGAUUGCAGUAGCUAAGCUUUCAAUUUUGUAUCUGAAUUUUUGAACAUGCUGGGCCACAUUUGGAGCAUUGUUAGAUUUAUAUGGUUCUUUGUUUCUGAUAAAUACCUAGACCAGAUUAUGCUGACAGCUACCAAGACCAGAUUAUUAGAAUUGCAAUUUUGAUGUUUAAACAUUGCUUUUAAUAUGUAUUCAGCUAUUGCUCAGCAUUCCAUAUAAUGCCAUUUCAUGUAUUAUUAUUAUUUGAACCUAUGAGGCAUUAAAGCUUUCCCCCCCUUAAUUGCAGCACUGUUAUUUCCCCCAUUCUUUCCUUUGUCUGAUACUUUAUUAUAUGUAAGCAAUAGUGGCAGCCAUUAUGUUUGCUAAUAGAAUAUACUAGGAUGCAUGCCAGUUCUUUUCUUAAAGUUCAUGUGUGACUCUCAGUUUCAUUUCAUAUAUUUUGUUUCGUUGGUGGUAAUGUGUUAUUCCCUUUUCAAUGUCUUAUUUAGCAAUGACUUCCCCCCUUUUUCUUAGAAUCAUAAAACUGUAGAGUUGGAAGGGAUCAUGAGGGUCAUUUUGUCCCAUCCCCUGCAGUGUAGGAAUCUUUUGCCCAACAUGGGGCUUGAACCCAUGACCCUGAGAUUGAGUUUCAUGGUCUGCCAACUGCCAGAAAUGACCAAGAGGAAGAGCAGCUUCCUUUUCUUAACCAAUGUUUCAAUGUGGAUUGCCUAUGGAACAGAUGGAGGGAUAUUCAGAUGCAUUUUUGAUGUAGGAGUCAUUUCUCCCUUUGCCUUUGCAAUUUUCUUUUCUUAAAACAGUGCAGGCUUGAGAGUCUUAGACUUCAGGCUGGUGUGUUUGUUAUCUUAAACAUUACAUGGGUAUCUAAAAUGGAAUGGCUGUCAUCCUAAUCCCACUUCCACGGGAGUAUGCUACAUUGAAUUCAAUAGCACUUACUUCAGAGAAGGCAUGGUUAGGAUUGUGCUGUCUUUGACCGCAAUAAAGAUUGAUGGAUUGCUGUUA
This is a messenger RNA of Zootoca vivipara (common lizard), 3129 nucleotides long. It is a transcript of the gene VHL, whose product is annotated as von Hippel-Lindau tumor suppressor. The record is from RefSeq and is a predicted model, not a curated record. Lineage: Eukaryota; Metazoa; Chordata; Lepidosauria; Squamata; Lacertidae.